AUGUCUGGAUCUAGUAGAGACAGAGAUACAGGUCGGAAAUGGGAAUCUGGUGCUUCCAAAAGAAAGAGAAAAGCUGAAAUGAUGCAAGUGAACCAAGCUAUGAGUACUGGUAUGAUGAAAUUUCUAAACAAAACCAGUACAUCAACAACAGCAGACUUAGACGAACCUAAUGCCAAAAUGGAUUUAAAUGAAGGAACUUUAUCCAAUAAAAUUUCAAAAUACAAUAAAGAAUUGACAAAAGAAGUUGAAACUAAGUCUGAUCUUGAAAUUUCUCCGGCAAUAAAUACUUUUGAAAAUAAAGAAAUUACACUUUAUGUUAACUCUAAUAUAAAUAAUAUUUGCGAUUUAGAGAUGCACAAACAAGAAAUUGUUUUAAGUGAACCACUAAUGAGUUUAGACCCAGGGAAAUGGAUGUUUCCUUUAUCAGAUUCACAGCGUCACAAUUUAGUUCAACAUGGUCCUCAACAGAUACUAGAUGUUUGCGAUGAAAAUUAUCCUUUAGACAAUAAUAAGAGACAUUUUUCUAACUUCCACUAUACAAGAAAAUUAAAUAAUGGCGAAACUCAACACCGCAGAUGGCUAGUUUAUACUCAAUCUCAAAAUAAAAUAUAUUGUUUUCCGUGUACAGUUUUUUCUAAUUUACAAACACAAAUGAUUCGUGAAGGAUGUUGUGACUGGAAACAUCUAAGUACAAUUUUGCAAAGACACGAAAUGAACCAAGAGCACAUGGUGUGCAUGAUUAAAUGGGUAGAAUUUGACAAACGAAUUAAACUCGGGAAACAAUAG
Melanaphis sacchari is the source of this 786-nucleotide messenger RNA. RefSeq names its product zinc finger MYM-type protein 5-like. The transcript has a single exon. The record is from RefSeq and is a predicted model, not a curated record. Bases 1 to 786 code for a protein of 261 amino acids. NCBI's taxonomy places the organism in Eukaryota, Metazoa, Arthropoda, Insecta, Hemiptera, Aphididae.